UCAAGAAGACCAGGUGCUGCGAAGACAAUUUUCUGGUUCUGCUGCCAGGGAACGUGCCAUUGAAGAUGGAGCAAGAGGAAUGUGCCAACGAGGAGGGAGUGACGGGAGAGCCACAUGGACCUUUCCAGCUUGAACAGCUUGAGGCCUGUGGGAUUGCAGCAACAGAUGUCAAGAAGCUUCGAGAAGGUGGUUUUUAUACUGUGGAGUCGGUGGCAUAUUCGGCAAAGAAGGAGCUGCUGAAAAUCAAGGGGCUGAGUGAGGCAAAAGUGGACAAGAUAACCGAAGCAGCGACGAAGCUUGUGCCUAUGGGUUUCACAAGUGCUACGCAGUUGCAUGAGCAGCGGGCUGAGAUUAUCCAGAUAACUUCAGGCUCCAAGGACCUAGACAAGAUUUUGGAGGGCGGAUUUGAGACGGGCUCUAUCACUGAGAUCUAUGGCGAGUUUCGCACUGGGAAAACACAGCUAUACGGACUAAAUGGUGCAGACGUCCUGGACAACGUAGCGUAUGCAAGGGCGUAUAACACAGACCAUCAAUCGAAGCUCCUGAUGGAGGCAGCAUCAAUGAUGGCAGAGGCAAGAUUUGCGUUGCUCAUUGUGGAUAGCGCCACUGCUCUGUACCGAACGGAUUUCGCGGGAAGAGGAGAGCUGUCGGCUCGUCAGAUGCACCUGGGCCGUUUCUUGAGAAGUCUUCAGAAGAUGGCAGACGAGUUUGGUAUUGCAGUUGUGAUGACAAAUCAGGUUGUUGCACAGGUGGAUGGUGCGGCUAUGUUUGCCGGGCCACAGAUAAAGCCGAUUGGAGGGAACAUCAUGGCUCAUGCGUCAACGACAAGGCUUGCAUUGAGGAAGGGAAGAGGAGAGGAGCGCAUCUGCAAGAUCAUCUGCUCUCCAUGUUUACCAGAGCAGGAGGCGAGGUUCGCAAUUAUGCCGGAGGGAGUUUGCGAUGUCAAGGAUUGACCCGUCAGCCUCCAGCUCGAUGGGACAAGGGAAAUCAUCCGUCUCGGGAUUGUUUGUUUGUU
Messenger RNA from Chara braunii, 1015 nucleotides. The record is from the annotation of a GenBank genome assembly. Lineage: Eukaryota; Viridiplantae; Streptophyta; Charophyceae; Charales; Characeae.